Messenger RNA from Colletotrichum godetiae, 4935 nucleotides. RefSeq names its product ABC-2 type transporter. Gene Ontology annotation, molecular function: ATP binding; ATP hydrolysis activity; ABC-type transporter activity. The coding region runs from base 341 to 4765 and encodes 1474 amino acids. The record is from RefSeq and is a predicted model, not a curated record. NCBI's taxonomy places the organism in Eukaryota, Fungi, Ascomycota, Sordariomycetes, Glomerellales, Glomerellaceae. Gene Ontology annotation, biological process: transmembrane transport. Gene Ontology annotation, cellular component: membrane. The transcript is spliced from 7 exons.
CCGAGAAAACGUCUUGCAACUUCUCCACCAACACAAAUGUGGAUGGAACUCAAUUCCAAUUCGAACACAGUCAUGGCAAGUCUCCCAAUUUCUCUCUCUACGAGACAAAGAAUCCGUUCAAUGUCGACGGUACAAAGACCCGGGCAUCUCCUUGACGAUCUAACGUGAAAGGGUCAUUGCUAAAGGUUAAUUACACCAUCUACUUUGCCAUCUUUUCUACACAUCUACUUACUCCGACGACAGUAUAGUCCGGAUAAUCUCUUCCAGCCGACAGUCCUGGGGUAUAUGAAUUUGCCCGAGUGCUCUCAGAGUCUACAUUCCAUCGGGGAAGAGUUGCAACAUGCCGGCACCUGCGAUCUUGGACCCCGGUCCUCACCCGAAUGAACCCCAUGCAUCCACAUUCGACGGUACAGAGAGCGUUUCCGUCCCAUCAGACGCCGAGGAGGAAGCCGAAGAGGCAAUCCACGAUUUGGCUAGGCGCCUAACUUCACUAUCCCAUGGAGGGGGCCAUUCACUGUUUCCUGAGCCAUCCGACGCCUGCCUCGACCCCAAGAGCGAUGUAUUCGACGCCCGGAAAUGGGCAGCAGCCUUCUACAGGCUUCAGACCAAUGCUCUUCUCGGAAAUGCACCUAAUACGGUGGGUCUCGCCUUUAAGGACUUGCAAGUCUACGGUCUGGGAACGACUACGGACUAUCAGAAGACUGUUGGCAACUUCUUUCUGGAGGCAGCCGCGUUGGCUUCCUGGGUUUCGCCUUCAGGCAAGAAGCAGCGCAUCGACAUUCUGCACGACUUGGAAGGUGUUCUCCAGAGUGGAGAGAUGCUUGCUGUGCUUGGUCCGCCUGGCUCUGGUUGUACGACGUUGCUGAAGACUAUUGCUGGGGAAACCCACGGUUUCUAUAUCGCCGAAGGAGCAACUAUCAACUACCAAGGGAUCUCCCCAAAAGAGAUGAAGACGACAUUCAAAGGAGAAGCAAUCUACACUGCAGAAUUCGACCACCAUUUCCCUUACCUGACCGUCGGCGAGACCCUCUAUUUUGCGGCCCGGGCACGGUGCCCUCAGAAUAUGAAUCUUCCCCAAGGAAUCUCUGAGCACCAAUACGCCGAACAUCUUCGCGACGUUGUCAUGGCACUUUUGGGUAUCUCGCACACGAAGGACACCCGGGUAGGAGAUGACUUCGUCCGCGGGGUCAGUGGAGGAGAGCGGAAGAGAGUCAGUAUCGCGGAGGCGGUCCUGAGCUACUCUCCCCUUCAAUGCUGGGAUAAUAGCACCCGAGGUCUUGAUUCUGCCAAUGCAAUCGGAUUCUGUCGAACUCUUCGCAUGCAGGCAGACAUCUUCGGAUGUAGCUCCUCUGUGGCUAUUUACCAAGCACCUCAAGAAGCAUAUGAGCUUUUCGAUAAGGUCACUGUCCUUUACGAAGGCCGUCAGAUCUUCUUCGGGAGGUCCACUGAUGCGAAAGCCUAUUUCGAAGGACUUGGUUUCCUGUGUCCGGAGCAGAAGACCACUGCCGACUUCCUGACCUCAAUGACGAGCUCUUCCGAGAGAGUUGUGCACCCGGAGUGGAAAGGUCAAACACCGCCGCGAAGCCCUGACGAGUUCGCCCAAGCCUGGAAAGACAGUCAGCAUCGUCGGAACCUAUUGGAGGAGAUCGAAUCUUUCGAGAAGCAGUACCCUUUCGGCGGUGACACGCACAAGCAGUUCUCUGCCACCCGAAGAGCACACCAGUCCAGAGCACAGCGAUCAUCGUCACCAUACACUUUGUCCUAUGUGCAGCAAGUCAACCUCAACCUUUGGCGCAGUUUCAAGCUGCUGAUCAGCGAGCCGUGGAUGACGAUUACAAUGUUAACGACAAAUUUCUUCGAAUCUCUCAUCAUCUCUAGCAUUUUCUACAGCUUGACACCAAACUCGUCUAGUCUCUACAACCGAAAUCUCCUGAUAUUCUACACCAUUCUCAUCAAUGCUAUGGGUAGCAUCAUGGAGAUUCUCACGCUUUAUGGCAAGAGAAACAUCAUCGAGAAGCAUGCGAGAUAUGCACUGUAUCAUCCAAGUGCCGAGGCAGUCGCCACCAUGCUCGUCGACCUGCCGUACAAGAUGAUCAACGCGUUGUUCAUCAACGUGCCAAUCUAUUUCAUGACGAAUCUACGACGCGAAUCAGCUGGGCCCUUUUUCUUCUUCCUCUUAUUCUCCUUUACCAUCACCGUCUCCAUGUCCAUGAUCUUUCGAUUCCUCGGCUCUGUCACCAAGACGACCUCACAGGCUCUGGCACCCUCAGCCAUUAUCCUGCUAGCGCUGAUGCUGUUCAGCGGCUUUGCCAUGCCUCAGUCAUACCUCAGUGACUGGAUUGGAUGGAUUCGCUGGAUCAAUCCCGUCUUCUACGCACAGGAAAGUCUCGCACUCAAUGAAUUCAUUGGACGGAACUUCACCUGCUCGCAAUUCAUUCCUACGGGACUCGGCUACAUGAGUUCUACCUUGGACGAGCGUGCCUGUGAUAUUGGAGGGGCAAUGCCAGGCUCUGGCUCUGUCAAUGGCGAGGAGCACCUCCGUGUCGUUUACGGGUUUCUGGCCAGCCAUCGCUGGAGAAACUUUGGCAUCUUGGUUGCCAUCACCCUCUUCUUCAUGUUCCUCUAUCUCGUCGCCGUCGAGCUGGUGUCUUCUGAGAGAUCUAAGGGCGAAGUCCUUCUUUUCAAGCGCCGGGCUCUGAAAAGUGUCAAGAAGGGCCAUGAUGAUGUCGAGACUUUGGGAGAAAAUCAGUCGCAACCAGCGAUACAGGUAGACGACGACAGCGACCAUUCGGACCUUGCGCAACAAACAUCCGUGUUCCAUUGGAAUGAUGUUUGUUACGAUGUGCAGGUCAAAAGCGAGACCCGCAGGAUUCUUGAUCACUGUGACGGUUGGGUGAAGCCUGGGACACUGACGGCACUGAUGGGAGUUUCCGGGGCUGGUAAGACGAGUCUUCUGGACGUGUUGGCCAGUCGCGUCACUAUGGGUGUUGUUAGUGGGGAGAUGCUCGUCGACGGCCAGCUUCGGGAUUCUUCGUUCCAGCGCAAGACGGGCUAUGUUACGCAGCAGGACCUCCAUCUUCAUACGGCGACGGUGAGAGAGGCAUUGAGUUUCAGCGCUCUACUACGGCAGCCUGAGCGGUACAGCCGGGAGGAGAGGUUGGCCUACGUGGAUACGGUGAUUGAUCUCCUUGGCAUGCAAGAGUACGCCGAAGCCGUGAUUGGGGAUUUGGGUGAGGGGUUGAAUGUUGAACAACGCAAACGUCUGACAAUCGGCGUUGAGCUAGCUGCCCGGCCGCAGCUGCUGCUCUUCCUGGACGAACCAACGUCGGGCCUCGAUAGCCAGACGUCAUGGUCAAUCUGCGAUUUGAUGGAGAAGCUGACGAGAAACGGGCAAGCCAUUCUUUGCACUAUUCAUCAACCGUCAGCAUCACUAUUUCAGAGGUUCGAUCGGUUGCUACUGCUUGCAAGAGGUGGGCGGACGGUGUACUUUGGCGACAUUGGCAAGAACUCUCACGUUCUCAUCGACUAUCUCAGCCGGCACGGAGCCUCAGCCUACCAAUCUGGGUCCAACCCUGCCGAGUACAUGUUGGAGGUGAUUGGAGCGACACCAAAGGCGCAUACCGAUGUAGACUGGCCUACCGUGUGGAGAGACAGCAAGGAAUACCAGGCCGUUCAGACUGAGCUCGCGAGAUUAUCAUCACAUGCAGAUGAAAAAGGGGCCACGGCGACAACGACGGAUCAUGAUGCGUCUACGUACGCAGAGUUUGCUGCAGGUUUUGGUGUGCAGUUACGUGAGGUGACAAGACGGGUCUUCCAGCAAUACUGGCGUAGUCCUUCAUACAUCUUUUCCAAGUCCAUCUUGACGUUUGGAUCGGCUUUGUUCAUUGGACUUACACUUCUCGGCGGCAACAACACCGAGCGCGGUCUCCGGAAUCAGAUGUUUGGCGUCUACAUCUUCCUCUUCAUCUUCAGCCAAAUGGUACAGCAGAUCAUGCCGGUCUUCGUCUCCCAGCGCACCAUGUAUGAAGCACGCGAACGACCGGCAAAGUCAUACUCAUGGAUGGCGUUUAUCGGUGCUAAUGUCAUUGUUGAGAUGUUUUGGAAUUCUAUCAUGGCCAUCUUCUCGUUCCUGUUUUGGUUCUAUCCAAUGAGGCUCGAUCGCAAUGCUGAAUGGACAGAUGCUGUUCACUCGCGUGGCAUCACGCUAUUCCUAAUCUGCUGGGUCUUCUUUUUAUUUUCAAGCACAUUUGCGCAUCUCAUGAUUGCUGGGCUCGGCAGCGCCGAGGUCGCGGGUGGGAUCAUGAACCUACUCUUUAUCCUCAUGUUUGCUUUUUGUGGUGUACUAGCCGGCCCGGAAGAUCUACCGCGUUUCUGGAUCUUCAUGUAUCGCGUCAAUCCGUUCACCUAUGUCGUCGAGGGUUUCCUCAGCGUCGGUCUCGCCAAUGCGCCGGUGGUGUGCAGCGCGGCCGAGCUGCUCGAGUUUGCUGCGCCCGCCAACGGCACCUGUGGCGAGUACAUGGCAGAGUACAUCCGAGAGAAGGGCGGAUACCUGGUAGAUGCUGGUUCGAGUACUUGCCAGUACUGCGGCAUGGCCGAUACGAAUGCGUUUCUGUCGAGCAUGAACAUGAGCUUCGACAACAGAUGGCGCGAUUUCGGUCUGAUUUGGGCGUUUUGCGUGUUCAAUGUCGCAGCGGCAGCGGCGUUGUACUGGAUGGUGAGGGUUCCGAAAAAUGACUUCAAGAGUCGUAAUGCGGGCAAGGCCUGAAAUUGGAAUCGAAAUGAUAGUAUUGGUUGUACUGGGAGGAAGGGGGCCAUCAAAAGUCUUUGAAUUUGAUCCCAUCUGAGUAUGGGACAACUGAAUAACAAUUUUCGCGAUGUUGGGUCGAGACAUGAAGUAUCAAAGAGGGGAUAGCAUGGUACUCGAGCAAUGCGGAU